Alnus glutinosa is the source of this 1756-nucleotide messenger RNA. RefSeq names its product UDP-glycosyltransferase 73C3-like. Lineage: Eukaryota; Viridiplantae; Streptophyta; Magnoliopsida; Fagales; Betulaceae. The coding region runs from base 30 to 1472 and encodes 480 amino acids. The record is from RefSeq and is a predicted model, not a curated record. Gene Ontology annotation, molecular function: UDP-glycosyltransferase activity. The transcript has a single exon.
CUCUUAUCUUUCCCACAAGAAUUUCAUCCAUGGCUUCCCAAAUUCACUUUCUUCUUGUUCCGCUAAUGUCCCAAAGCCAUCUCAUUCCCUUCACAGACAUGGCCAAACUACUUGCACGCCGUGGCCUAAAGGUUACUAUUAUCCUUACACCCCUUAAUGCAGCCCGGCUCAACACAAUCCUUGAUCAAGCAAAAGCCUCCAACCUCAACAUUCAAUUCCUUUCACUACCGUUUCCUUGCCAACAAGCUGGCUUGCCUGAAGGGUGCGAGAACAUGGACACCCUCCCAUCUCCCGACUUAGUUCCACAAUUUUUUGAAGCAAGUAACAUGCUGCAAAAACCACUAGAGAAGUGGCUAGAAGAGUUAGAACAUUCUAGGCCUAGCUGCAUUAUUUCUGACAUAUGUCUUCCUUGGACCUCAGAUCUCUCUCGCAGGUUCAAGAUUCCAAGGUUUGUCUUCCAUGGAAUAUCUUGCUUCACUCUCUUGUGCUCUCACAACAUAUCUCGCUCCAAGGUGCUCGAGACACUCAAAUCUGACUCGGAGUCAUUUUUGGUGCCCAACAUGCCAGAUAGAACUGAAUUCACCAUGGCCCAGCUGCCUGAAACAAUGAAACAAAUUUCGGGUGACUUGAGUGAUCUUAUGGACCAAUUUAAAGCUGCUGAGCUUUCGGCACAAGGGAUAUUGGUGAACACUUUUGAAGAGUUGGAGCCAAGGUACGUUAAAGAAUACCAGAAAGUGGUUGAGAAGAUUUGGUGCAUCGGACCCUUAUCUUUAUGUAACAAGUCCUCCAUUGAUGAGCCGGAGUGCAUGAGGUGGCUCGAUUCAAUGAAGCUCAACUCUGUCAUUUACGUUUGUUUUGGUAGUCUCUGCCACUUGUUAGCUUCACAAUUAGUUGAGCUUGCUUUGGGCUUAGAAGCAUCCAACCGUCCAUUCAUUUGGGUUGUUAGGAAAGGAGAUUACUCUACAGAAUUAGAAAAAUGGUUAUUGGAAGAAAAGUUUGAAAAGAGGAUUGAAGGGAGGGGUCUUAUAAUUCGAGGAUGGGCGCCACAAGUUCCAAUAUUAUCCCAUCCAGCCAUUGGAGGGUUCUUAACGCACUGUGGAUGGAAUUCAACACUAGAAGGAAUAAGCGCCGGCUUGCCGAUGAUAACAUGGCCUAUGUUUGCUGAGCAGUUCUACAAUGAGAAGUUGCUUGCCCGAGUGUUGAGGAUUGGUGUGAGGGUGGGAGUCCAAGCUUGUGUGAAGCGGGGGGUAGAAGAGAAGCCUGGUGUGUUUGUGAAGAGGGAGGACGUAAAGAAGGCUAUAGAGCAGUUGAUGGAUGAAGGUGAGGAAGGAGAAGAAAGAAGAAAGAGAGCUAGAGAUCUUGGAGGGAUGGCUAAGAGGGCAGUUGAAGAAGGGGGAUCCUCUUACAUGAACGUGACAUCGUUGAUCCAACAUAUCAGGGAACAAGUCAGUCAUGAGGUAUCAAGCAAAUAAAAGGAAUUUCAAUUCCUCUAUGAUUUCUUAUAUAUACAGUACUCAUUUCCUCGUCUCUUUGGAAACUUGGACUGCCCUCAAUGGCCGCUAGGCCCGCUACCACCCGUUCGACGGGCAGUUUUCCAUCUAUAUUUAAUUAUCCCUUUUAGAUCUCCCCUUGACAGAGGAAAAGGCCCCUCUUGGUAGAUUUUUUGUAGCCUCCCUUUUGAUAGGCUAUUUGGUAAAAAAAAAAAAAAAAGGGUUCACAAGUACUGUAUGCCUCCUUUGCUCUGAAAAAAUAAAUA